Molecule: messenger RNA, 365 nt
Organism: Verticillium alfalfae VaMs.102
Lineage: Eukaryota; Fungi; Ascomycota; Sordariomycetes; Glomerellales; Plectosphaerellaceae
Exons: 1
Coding region: 81-365 (94 amino acids)
Source: RefSeq, a predicted model, not a curated record
UGCCGACUGCCCUACACAAAUGCUGCCCUUCCUUCCCACGCCCUUUGCCCCAUCGCAGACCGUUGCCAAACCCCGGCAAGAUGACUGACAACGACCCCAAAAGCUACGCCUUUGACCUCGCCUCGGCGAUCCCCUACUUUGCGCUGCCACCCACGAAACGCACCCUCUACUGGGACGACGGUGUCCACCUGACGCCCAGCGCCUACGAGUGGAUGGGCGGCCACGUCGCCGACGCGCUCAUCAAGAUCAUGAUCGAGGAGGCGACUACGGCGGCGGCGGCUGCAGGCACAGGUGCCGGCGGCGCAGCAAGGGACGCGGCGUGCCAGGAGGAUGCUGCGGUACGCCAAGGACGAGCUGCUAUUUGA